This is a messenger RNA of Morchella importuna, 396 nucleotides long. RefSeq lists its product as uncharacterized. The record is from RefSeq and is a predicted model, not a curated record. Gene Ontology annotation, biological process: regulation of transcription by RNA polymerase II. Gene Ontology annotation, molecular function: transcription coregulator activity. Bases 1 to 396 code for a protein of 131 amino acids. The transcript has 4 exons. Gene Ontology annotation, cellular component: mediator complex. Lineage: Eukaryota; Fungi; Ascomycota; Pezizomycetes; Pezizales; Morchellaceae.
AUGGCCGACCGCCUCUCACAGCUCCAAGAUGCAAUCGAUCAGAUGGCCACCCAGCUCUUCAGCGCCCUCCGCUACGUCGGCACCCACCACGACGCGGUCCCCGUCGGCGGCGAAGCCAAAGUCACAGACGAGAACGCCGUAAUCGACGACAAAGCCACAUUCGACGCCGCGAAAAUCGAGCUCGCCCGUGACCUCAUCUUCAAGUCCAAGCAGAUCGAGUUCCUGAUCACCUCGCUUCCAGGCAUCGGCGUGUCGGAGGACGAGCAGCAGGAGCGCCUGCGGAACCUCGAGAAUGAGUACAAGGAGGCGGAGGCGCAGCGGCUGGAGGCCGUGAGGGCGAGGGAGGAGGCGGCGGAGAAGUUGGAUAUGGUCAUUCGGAGCUUGAGGAGGUCGUAG